Messenger RNA from Penicillium daleae, 1320 nucleotides. Its product is annotated as WD40 repeat domain-containing protein. Gene Ontology annotation, molecular function: protein binding. The record is from RefSeq and is a predicted model, not a curated record. The coding region runs from base 1 to 1320 and encodes 439 amino acids. Lineage: Eukaryota; Fungi; Ascomycota; Eurotiomycetes; Eurotiales; Aspergillaceae. The transcript is spliced from 2 exons.
AUGGCUAGCACAUCUGGACAGAUUCAGCAGUCACCGGCUACCCCAAUAUACAUCUUGCGGGGCCAUACUGCCCCAAUCCAUGCACUGCACGUCUUCACACAGAACCUGCGACUAGUAUCUGGAGAUGCCGACGGCUGGGUGGUCAUCUGGGAUCUGGUCACCAAACGACCCGUCACGGUGUGGAAAGCGCACGCGGGAGCUGUUCUCGAAGUGAAAGGCUUUCAAAUCAACACUGGUGUGACAGAGAUUUACACGCAUGGCCGCGACCACAAACUCUGCGUCUGGAAGAUUCGAGCAGAAGAUGAGGCCUUUCUAGAGAAGACUCUCCCGGUUGAUCUUGCCCAGUCGAGUGUCUCGGGACAACGGACGCAGCCAUGGCUGCUCCACUCUUUAUCGGUGAAUGCGUUAAACUUCUGUGCCUUUUCUAUGACGUUCAUUGAUAUGCCUGGAGCUACAUCCCCAGAAGUAACUGAGGAGCAGCCAAGUGCCACUCGCCAAAAUGUUCUUUUCGCCGUGCCAAAUGCGCUUGAUUCUGGGGGAAUCGAUAUUUUCCACCUCCCAUCCGAGCGUCGCCUUACCACGAUCAAAUCAGACUCUUCGGUCAAAACUGGCAUGCUGAUGGCAGUCAGUCUCUUCAUCUCUCCAUCAGGUGAUAUCUUCGUUGCUUCUGCCUUUGAAGACGGGCAUGUCAUGGUCUUCAUGCAUAAGGGCCCUCUAAACCCAGCCAGCUUCGAGCUCAGCAAUAUCAACUCAAAUCAGUGGAAGUGGAACAAGCUCUACGCCAGUCGCCCUCACAGCCAACCAGUUCUUUCCCUCGACAUAUCGCCAUCGCAAGAUUAUUUCAUCUCUUCUUCCGCCGAUGCCCUGCUCAUCAAACACCCAAUUCCUAGCGCUGUUUCUGCGGGAUUUCUCCCUUCUGGGAAUUAUACAGAAGACAAAGCAUUGAAAACGGUGAAUACAAAACAUUCAGGUCAGCAGGGACUUCGAAUUCGGAGCGACGGCAAGGUCUUCACGACUGCUGGCUGGGAUAGUAGGGUGAGGGUUUACUCUGGCAAGACGAUGAAAGAACUUGCUGUGCUUAAAUGGCACAAGGAAGGAUGCUACGCUGUUGCUUUUGGCGAAGUCGAUCCUCCAAGUUCCCAAUCAGCGUCUCAAAUCGUCGAAGCCGAUGGUUCGGAUGGCCAGGAGCCGACCCAGGAAGAACCACCGACAAGGUCAAUCGCGGCUGUGCACCAGCAGCGCUUUCAAAAGAUACAACAAACCCACUGGCUCGUGGCUGGUUCCAAGGAUGGCAAGAUUUCAUUAUGGGAUAUCUACUGA